AGAAUAAUGGGCGGAUGUGCCGCUUGUCCAAGCAUCUACCUUUGAAUAUUACAUGGCAAGUUGUUGGGCACCCAGCAGUAACGGCGAUCAGAUCGAGAUGAUGUCUAAUGUUCUGAGGAUAUUCCAUGAUCUUGAGCUAUGUAAACCUUGUGCAGCGCAGACCCUACCAUAGCUGAUCGGAUGUGCUGCGCUACGCUGCAAGCUGUUGACCAUUUAUGACGAGACAGCACUCACCUCGUUCCAUUCAAUGGGUUUGUUAUGGUCCUGCUUAUGCAAGUCUUGAUACGCCCAAACCAUCUGGAUGUAAAAACAAAAGGCCAACGGCGUGAUGACUCAUACGCGAAAGGUCUUUGGCUGGGCAUUGUGUUCAUUUCCAAUCUUUAGACAUCAACGAUGCGGCUGCCUUUGCCUUGUCGGGUUGCUAUACUUUGCAAUAGGCGCUCUUUUUCCUCUUCUGUCCCUUGUCUGUCUGCAAGCGUAGAAAAGACGCCAAAGGCAUCCACCACCAAGAGUGAUAGGCAACUCAUUCUCAAUGUUCUCAGUACAUUGCCAUCGCAGCGAGAGGCCAGACAUUUUCUGAAAAGAUUCAACCAGGUGCCACAAGAAAAACAGCAGAAUGCGGAUAUUCACUAUAGAGAUCUUGUCGCCGCUCCUAUUCAACGCGCAGACGAACUCUUAGCUGCUUCAAAGAGGCAGGAACAUGUGGGGCUAAUAAAAGUAGACGCAUCACUGACGGAGGUGGAACUGAGCGCAUUUGCGGGAACCUUAGUUCAGCUGCAAAAGUUGGGAUUGACACCGAUUGUAGUCAUCGAACCGAAUUCAUCGGCAAAUCGCACAAGGGUGAUUGAGGACUUAUUUCGAGUAGUCGAGGCCAUUGAUGGCGCUGGUGGAAAGGCAAUGGCUCUCUAUAGUGGAGUGUACGAAACAAAGGAUGAAGGGAACGUAUCCGUCCAGUUUCGUCCAAUCCAGACUGUCAUAAGUCUGAAUCAGAUACCCGUCCUUGCACCACUCGGACACGCUUCAGCCAGGCUCACCACGAUCACUUCUCGAGAUGCCUUGGUAUCCCUCUCUGCAGCCCUCGCAAACGACACCCGCUUCCGGUCUCCCGUGAAGACCAUCUUUGUGAACCAUCGUGGGGGGUUUACCGUUCAUGGUCGACCAAUCGGGUUCGUGAAUUUAGAAGAUGAAUAUGAUGACCUUCGUGCAGCACUAUCUGAUCAACAUGGCGGGGCACAACAGCAACUAGACGAUUUAGAAACUGUUCGCACUGUUCUGUCCGUUCUGCCGUCUUCAUCAUCUGCCAUCAUCGCGUCCCCCGUGUCAUCCGCAAGUUUAAUCUCCAAUCUUAUUACCGACAAACCCCUGUCUUCCACUUCCUUUGACCCAACAUCCUUCAGCAGCUGUUUUUUCAAAGAUGCGAAUGGUCCCAACACCCCAACCGUCCUACGGCAGGGCCUUCGCGUCCAGUUUCACCCAUCCCUAGCAACGCUUGACUUGAGGCGACUCCAAGUACUUUUGGAAGCGUCGUUUCAAAAGUCAUUAGAAGCGGACGCAUUCUGGAAGCGAAUGGAUAAUGUUAUGGAUGGUGUCAUUCUGGCUGGGGACUAUGAUGGCGCCGCUAUUGUCACCAAUGAACCGGAUCCAGAUGGAGUCGGGAAUCCUAUAGCAUAUUUGGACAAGUUUUCCGUUGCCCCAACAAGUCAGGGUAUUGGCGUUGCGGAUAUAUUGUGGAAACAGCUGCGGAAGCGAUACAAGGAUUUAUCAUGGCGGAGUCGUGCGGCAAAUCCAGUCAACAAAUGGUACUUUGAUCGCUCAGAUGGAAAUCUUAAGCUUCCUGGUCAUUACUGGGUGCUUUUUUGGUAUGGAUCACAAGGAGUGAAGAGGUUGAAUUCCUACAAGGAAAUGGCACGAAAUAUUCCGGCGUCGUUUUUGUCUCCACAAAAGAGUUGACAUGGGGAAGCACGCUUUAUAUAAUUGUAUUGAUAUAUAUACUAUCCAAUAUUGCCCAAAUCUGUUCACUCUGCCCUUGUAAUGCUC
Spizellomyces punctatus DAOM BR117 is the source of this 2037-nucleotide messenger RNA. RefSeq lists its product as uncharacterized. Gene Ontology annotation, biological process: L-arginine biosynthetic process. The record is from RefSeq and is a predicted model, not a curated record. The transcript is spliced from 3 exons. Gene Ontology annotation, cellular component: mitochondrial matrix. Gene Ontology annotation, molecular function: L-glutamate N-acetyltransferase activity, acting on acetyl-CoA as donor; arginine binding. Bases 394 to 1950 code for a protein of 518 amino acids. Lineage: Eukaryota; Fungi; Chytridiomycota; Chytridiomycetes; Spizellomycetales; Spizellomycetaceae.